Molecule: messenger RNA, 2897 nt
Organism: Fundulus heteroclitus (mummichog)
Lineage: Eukaryota; Metazoa; Chordata; Actinopteri; Cyprinodontiformes; Fundulidae
Gene: plk2b
Product: polo-like kinase 2b (Drosophila)
Exons: 14
Coding region: 90-2066 (658 amino acids)
Biological process (GO): regulation of cytokinesis; mitotic cell cycle; protein phosphorylation
Cellular component (GO): nucleus; spindle pole; cytoplasm
Molecular function (GO): protein serine/threonine kinase activity; ATP binding; protein binding
Source: RefSeq, a predicted model, not a curated record
AGAGGGGGGGUGAGCAGUCGGGCUAUAAAAGCUUCCAGGGCUCGUCUCCGGGAUGCAUUCUGUGUGCAGGGAAGAUAAUCAGUCCUCUGAUGGAAGUACAUAAAAACACCGUCCUCCAGCAGACCAACAGCAGCAGCAGCAUGUGUGAGUCCACGCAGAGGUCCUGUGAGCCUCGGCGGAAGAGAACGGAGGAGCGCAGCGCUCCGUCGGAGAUGGCUCGGAUCAUCACAGACCCGGCCACGGGGAAGUGCUACUGCCGGGGGAAAGUUUUGGGAAAGGGAGGGUUUGCUAAAUGUUAUGAGAUGACGGACCUCUCCACCGGCAAAGUUUACGCAGCAAAGAUCAUCCCGCACGCGCGCGUCUCCAAGCCUCACCAGCGGGAGAAGAUCGACAGAGAAAUCGAGCUGCACAGAAUACUGCACCAUAAAAAUAUCGUGCAUUUUUAUCACCACUUUGAGGACAAAGAGAACAUCUACAUCUUGCUGGAAUACUGCAGUAGAAAGUCCCUGGCCCACAUUCUGAAGGCUCGCAAAGUGCUUACGGAGCCAGAGGUGCGGUACUACCUGAGACAGAUUGUUUCUGGACUAAAGUACCUGCAUGAAUUGGAAAUUCUUCACAGGGACCUUAAAUUGGGGAACUUUUUUGUGAGCGAGUCGAUGGAACUGAAGGUUGGAGACUUUGGUCUCGCUGCCAAGUUGGAGCCGGCGGGAAACAGGAGGAAGACGAUCUGCGGGACUCCGAAUUACCUGUCCCCCGAGGUCCUCAACAAACAGGGUCAUGGCUGUGAAUCAGAUGUCUGGGCUCUGGGCUGUGUAAUGUACACUAUGCUGUUGGGUCGACCGCCGUUUGAAACCACCAACUUGAAGGAGACCUACCGGUGUAUCAGAGAGGCACGUUACUCGCUGCCUUCGUCGCUGUCACCACAGGCGAAGCAGCUCAUCGCCAACCUGCUGGCCAAGAUUCCAGAGGACAGACCAAAUCUGGACCACAUUCUGAGGCAUGACUUCUUCACCCAGGGCUUUAGUCCAGAGCGUCUGCCGCCUAGCUGCUGCCAUUCGCCACCAGACUUCCACGUCUCUAGUCCUGCAAAGAGCUUCUUUAAGAAAGCUGCCGCGGCGCUGUUCGGAGGGAAGAGAGAUAAGGUCAAAUACUACGAGACCCUGAACAAGUUAACUAAGGAGGAGGAGGAGAUCUACAAACUGCAGCAUGACUUGGAGAGGACUGUCAUCAGUCAGCAACAGAGCAAAAAGAUGUCCGAGAAUGGAAGUCCACUUCCGCCAUCUGCCGGGAGCCCCGUCGCCUUGGCAACAGAGAGUCAGUCACCGGCGACGCAAGACACCAUUCGACUAAUCGUCAGGGGGAGUCUGGGCAGCUGUAGCAGCAGCAGUGAAUGUCUGGAAGACAGCACAACAGGCAGUGUGGCCGAGACUGUUGCCAGUGUGCUAAGAGGAUGUCUAGAGAAUAUGCCUAAAGCAAAUGACACUCCUCAGACGUUAAACAGCUGCGGCCUUCAAUGGGUCACCAAAUGGGUGGACUACUCCAACAAGUACGGCUUCGGCUACCAGUUGUCCGAUCACACGGUUGGCGUCCUCUUCAACAACGGCACCCACAUGAGCCUCCUGCCGGAUAGAAAGACCAUCCAUUACUACGCAGAGUUAGGCCAGCGCUCUGUCUUUCCCACCUGCGAGGUUCCUGAGCACUUUGUGGGCCAAGUGACUGUGCUUAAGUACUUUUCCCACUACAUGGAGGAAAACCUCAUGGAUGGCGGGGACCUCGGUACUACAACAGAUGUACACAUGCCCAGACUCUACCUGCUGCAGUGGCUCAAGUCAGACCGCGCCCUCAUGAUGCUUUUUAACGAUGGCACCUUCCAGGUCAACUUUUACCACGAUCACACCAAGAUCAUCCUGUGCUGCCAGAGGGACGAGUACAUGCUGACUUACAUCAACGAGGAACGAGUGUCCAAAACCUUCAAACUCAGCUCCCUGCUGACGUCUGGCUGCCCCGAUGACCUGCGCCAGCGCCUGGUGUACUCCCUCAAUAUGCUCCUGCAGAGAUGCAGCUAAACCCCCCAAAAAUCUGCUUUGGACUGAACAACUAAAGGGGGAAAAAAAAAAUCCACCCACUGUGUUGCUGCAGUGCUGCAGAGGAACAGGGAACCAGCGAAGGAACGGGCGGAUCUGCAAGGCUGGGCAUGAGCAAAAUGAAUUAACAUUCCUCCACCGUUGCACCGUCAUGACUCAGCGUCGAUGCAGGCGAAAGAAUAAUGCAGAGAGAGACUAAAAGAGCCUGGGAGUAUGAAAUGUAGCACAAUGAAUGUUAAUGGGAACUAAAGGGCUGAUUAGUAGUGAUGGAAAAUAGAGAGAGAGAGAGAGCGAGGACCAUGGAUGUUGGUACGAACGUGAAACCUCAAAUGUUUUUGGGGAGAAAUUUAAAAAAAAGAGAUUUCGGGCAUGUAAUAAGACUAAUGCUGGGCUGGCACCAGCUCAGGUGUGUACAGAACAGUUGGUUUGAUUCCAGAGGCAUAAAAUGAUGCUCUGAACCUUAGCAGAGCUGGACUAUGAGAUACUGUAAAUGAUGUACAGCGUAUGUCCAAACCAUCCCAGCCAUGGAGAGAGAGGACUCGCGUGGAUGUUGCAGGGUUUAAAUGAGUGCAUGUCCAUCUGAGUGGGAGGGGGUGUAAUAUCACACUAACUUUUAAAAACUGUGAUUUGUUUGUUGUCUUUACUGACAGAUGGGCUCAGCACUCUGAGCGAGAGAUGAUGUAGAAUGACAUAACACCAGGUCUUUUAAAGAUCAUUUAAGAGCCAUUAUCACCUAGGUAACAAUGUCUUAAAUAACUUAUUGUGUCAUAAAAGUGCCGUAUUUAUUUAUUUAAUAAAGAACAGUGUUUUCUA